CAGGUGUAGGGGGCACUCCUGGAUUGUAGACCCUACCCCCUGUGAACAUGUCCUUGUUACUGGUCAGAGAUGCUGCAGGACAUGGAGGCAGAGCCAUGAUGUGCCCUGCACCGAUUCACUCACUUUGUCCACGAAUUCACACAAAGGGUCACAUUCUACACACACGCUUCCCCCUUUGCCCUUAGCCGCCAUCUCUUAGGACUCAUUGCAUGUCCAUCACGUAGAGACGCCUCGCCCUUGAAGGCUGCACGAGUUCCCAUGUGACAGGUGGACUCUCACGUACCCAGCUUCCCUGCUGAUGGACAUUUGUGUUGUUCUUAGUUUCUGAGGGCAGCGUCGUCUUCUUUUAGGAUGACCAUGUAGCAAUGGUUCUUAACAUUUAAGCUUUGAAAUUUCCCUGCUAAACCUAUCCCCCAUCGCUCUCCCUUACAUGCAUCCUGCUCGGUCUUCCUAUUGCAAGAAUCCGUGGGCUGUGACAUAUUUAGUGGUCACAGAGCAUGGAGCCUGGAGAACGCUGCUGGUGCAAUGGCUCGUUCCACAAGCCCAGAGUGUGUGUGCGGAUGGCUUUCCCUUUACAAGGCUUGUGAUGGGGCGAGGUGUGCCUGGCAUAAUCACACUGGAGUUUACCUCAGCGACAGGUGUGCUUCUGCUGCUUCUGAGGCAUGUCCCUUUACCUGGUCCUACCCGGCAAUCCCUCCUGGGAGCACCGUGCCAGUGUCUUCGGCUUUGGGGCUCGGGCUGGCUGCAUGCUCUCCGUGCCCCGUUUUCACCGGAGCACCUUGAGUUCUUCCGCCUGGAAUGCAGCGUCACCUGGGCUCGAUUCAUGGUGCAGGGGGGCGUGCCGGGGGUGUCCCUGGCUACGCAGCCUUGAGGACAUGCAAUCGAACGCCAAGAGAUGUUUCAUCCAGGGGCCAGGCCCCAUCCCCGGGCACCAGCACCCCUUGGUGGCCGCUCUCGUUGGAGGAUGUGUCUCUGCAGCCGCCCUGCCCCAGGGCCAGCGUCCAGCUUGGGCAGUGGGGACAGCGGCAUGCCCUCUGACCCGUCGCCACUCGGCCUUUCCCGUCUGGACAGUGGCGGCUCCCAGGCGGUACCAUGUUGUCCAUGACGUACAGCGAGAGCCUGAGGAGCGUGAGCAGCAGGUGUCACUCUGACUGGGCCCUGCACCCCGUCCGCCAGACCGACACCCUGGAGCUGCAGCGGCUGCGGGAGGUGCGGGCGGCCGCCCAGGCCAGGAACAUGGAGAGCUUCCUCCGCAUGCACGGCCUCUCCCUGGACGGCUGCACCGCCCGGCGCACGGGCAUGAAGUACCGGAACCUGGGCAAGUCAGGCCUGCGGGUCUCCUGCCUGGGGCUGGGAACAUGGGUAACCUUCGGAGGCCAGAUCACCGACGAGAUGGCAGAACAGCUAAUGACCUUGGCCUACGACAACGGCAUCAACCUCUUCGAUACCGCCGAAGUCUACGCAGCUGGCAAGGCUGAAGUGGUUUUGGGGAACAUCAUUAAGAAGAAGGGAUGGAGACGAUCCAGCCUGGUCAUCACCACCAAGAUAUUCUGGGGAGGAAAAGCGGAGACCGAGAGGGGCCUUUCCAGGAAGCACAUAAUAGAAGGUCUGAAGGCCUCCCUGGAGCGGCUGCAGCUCGAGUAUGUGGACGUGGUGUUUGCCAACCGCCCGGACCCCAACACGCCCAUGGAAGAGACCGUGCGUGCCAUGACCCACGUCAUCAACCAGGGGAUGGCCAUGUACUGGGGCACGUCGCGCUGGAGCUCCAUGGAGAUCAUGGAAGCCUACUCGGUAGCCCGGCAGUUCAACCUGAUCCCGCCCAUCUGCGAGCAGGCCGAGUACCACAUGUUCCAGCGAGAGAAGGUGGAGGUGCAGCUGCCUGAGCUCUUCCACAAGAUUGGAGUGGGUGCCAUGACCUGGUCCCCUCUGGCCUGCGGCAUCGUUUCUGGAAAGUAUGACAGCGGCAUCCCGCCCUACUCCAGGGCCUCCUUGAAGGGCUACCAGUGGCUAAAGGACAAGAUCCUGAGCGAGGAGGGCCGGCGCCAACAGGCCAAGCUGAAGGAGCUGCAGGCCAUUGCCGAGCGCCUGGGCUGCACCCUCCCGCAGCUGGCCAUAGCAUGGUGCCUAAGGAAUGAGGGAGUCAGCUCCGUGCUCCUGGGCGCUUCCAGUGCAGACCAGCUGAUGGAGAACAUUGGAGCAAUACAGGUCCUUCCCAAACUGUCAUCUUCCAUUAUCCACGAGAUCGAUAGUAUUUUGGGCAAUAAACCCUACAGCAAAAAGGACUACAGGUCCUAAGAAGCCCCCCGCUGGCCCGGACACUUUCCGUUCCCCUCCUAGUCUCUGUUCACCGCCACUCGCUUAAGCUGUUUUGAAGCCAAGUCAAGACUGUGGUUUGCAUCAAAAAGAGAACAAGGCGCCCAGAGGCCAUGGGGAAAACAGGUCAGAAGUCUCUGCAACACCACCCACUGCUUCGCUGGGCCCACAUCUGCUGGGGAGACGGUUCUGAUUAUUAGGACUGUCGAGUGGUCCCACCCACGCCUGCAGCCUCUGCUCAUCCUCAAAGAAACCAGCGCGCUUUCCCCCUCCGGCCCGGCCCUUCUUGGAGACUCUCAAGUCCGGUCCAGGCUGGACCAGUCCAGGCCCGGGAUCCGGGGCCCGGGGCAGGCAGGGCUGGACUCUCCACUGAGAACCCCCACCUGGUGUUGGGGGAAGGGAAGAGGAAACCGGGUCUAGUCUUCCCGCGCCCCCUGAAGGGCCCUGGGUGUUGGGCUGGGCCUCCCCACGGGGUCUCCCUCUGACCAAGGGCUCUAUGCUCUUUUCCAUGGGCCUGACUUCAGAUGCGUUUCCCACCCUUCUCCACCAUCACCUGCCCCGGGGGGUCUCUGAGGGGCCUCCCGUACUCUCCCUUGACCCCUACCUCCUCCCUGGCUGGCAGGGGUAGGGAUCCAGGGAGAUUGCCUCUGCAGUUUGGGACCCACAAAAAGUUUGGGGGUCUGAUUUCAAGUUCAUCACCCCACCAUCUUGCUCCCUGCGCAGCCAAUGAGCCCCAGGCCAGGGCUGCCAGAGCACUUGGCAGGGGGCCUGUGGAGUGGGCUCCAGCCCAGGUCCCUCCAGGGCUCCACCUGCCCUCCCUGCCAGGUACCUAGUCCGCUGCCCUCUGUCCUUGCCCAGAAGGCCCUGAGGUCGUGCAUGCUUAGCUGGACUGUGGCUGCUGACCACUCACAGGAGAGGGUGCCUCUGCUCUGCUGGGGUGGUGGCCUUGGAGUCUGCAGAGAGAACAGACUUAGAUCCCUUCAGGGAGGGUCCUUGGGUCUUCUGUGCUAUGCCCAGGGCUGUGCACACAGCAGCAGCCCCCACAACAUGGGGGCUUCUUUCCAGGAGCCUCUCCCUGGAAAGGCGCCCCUGCGAGGCCUCAAAUCAGGCAGGGUGGAGGUGUUCUGUCGUGGGAUGAUAAGUGUGUCUGUGCUCAGAGCUUGUGACCUGGGCAGAUGGGCAGCAGUGCCACCCCUGGAAUCCCCCACACCCUGUGAAAAGUGAGGAUGUCACUUUCAUACCACUCCCCAGCCUGGAGCAGAUUGGGGACAGGGAGGAAGGGCAGGAUGGACGGACCGUCAGCCCCUUUGCAGCCCCAGCUUGGGGCUGGAAGGGACGGGGGAGAAGAGGAGGCCUGCAGCCUGGAGCCCCAGCCCCCAUGGUCCUGAGAAGUACCCCAGCCUUUGCCAGCUAUGUGGGGGGCACCAGCCAGGCUUUACAUAUGUGCCAGCCCACUCUAUGUGGGCCCUGUGUGCCCCCUUCCCUGGACAGGGAGCAUUAACCAGACCCCCGGGACCCCCAUGCCCUCACACUCACCCCGGGAGGCAGGCACAGCCUGUUCUGCCUCAGAGAAGCUGCUGUCCCUAGAGGCUCCUCCCUGCCAUUCGCAGAGGGCCUACCUUCAGCCCUGGCUGGGCUGAGGCCUGGGCAACAGGGCUUUGAGAAAAGCCCCAAAGGCAAAGGGGUUGGGGAGGGGCAGCUUUCUCCACUCCUGACCUUUAUGCUGACCCUGGAGUCUAACACCUUCCCCACCUCGUAGACCAGGCCUUUGGGGGUCUUCCCCAUAGUCUACAAGCUUCACUGUGGAUGGAGUAGGCAACGCCUGUCCCAGCCGAGGUACCCAGCCUGUGGCCACUCCCCAUCACCCAGUGUGCCGAUUGCCCACCCCUCACUAACAGGGACCAGACUUGCAGCAGGCCCUUGGUGGGGACAGAUGCCCCCAUGAGCCACACCUGGGGAGGCCGAGCUCCUAUUGGCCACAUGUUGGUAAAACAGAGGGAGCCCAGGGUUGAGCUCAGCAGAGGCUGAAAUAGCCAGGACCCAGCAGCCUCAGUCCGGGCCCCACUGCCCUCCACCUGGUUUUGAGGUGCCCUAUGCUUCUGCACUCACUGCAGGGGGGACAGGGCUCUGCUUCCUGGGGGACAGACCCCCAACUUAGGAAGGAGCUAGAGUGGGGGAGAAGUUGGGCAGAACCUAAGGGCAGUCAGAGUCUGGAAAGGGAAGAGCUGGGCAAGGGUGGCCCCAAAGGGGUGGCCUGGGCCCCUGCCAGCCCCUCCCCCUCCCCUGAAGCAGAGUUGGCCCCUCUGGAGUGCGGACACGGGAACUAGGCCCAGGGACAGGGCUGGGGUCAUUCUUCCUUGUUGAUGCCACACAGAGCCCCCCGCCGUCUGCCCCCCAUCUGUGGUCAGCGCGAGGCCCGGAGCGGCAGAGGGGGGCUCGCUCAUCUUGUAAAUUACGCGUUUCUCUCCCGUUUUUUUUACGACGGUUCCCCAGCUAAUGCGCUCCCUCCACAGGCGAGACUGCCACGCGCCUCGCGCUUCCCAACACUCAGCCGGGACACGGCACCGUAUUUAUGGAAUGACGAAAUAAAACCCAAGCCCAUGGGG
Miniopterus natalensis is the source of this 4919-nucleotide messenger RNA. It is a transcript of the gene KCNAB2, whose product is annotated as potassium voltage-gated channel subfamily A regulatory beta subunit 2. Gene Ontology annotation, cellular component: juxtaparanode region of axon; membrane; voltage-gated potassium channel complex. Gene Ontology annotation, molecular function: potassium channel regulator activity; voltage-gated potassium channel activity; transmembrane transporter binding. NCBI's taxonomy places the organism in Eukaryota, Metazoa, Chordata, Mammalia, Chiroptera, Miniopteridae. The record is from RefSeq and is a predicted model, not a curated record. Gene Ontology annotation, biological process: transmembrane transport; regulation of potassium ion transmembrane transport; potassium ion transport.